AGGGCGUCGACAUCGUCGCCGUCGUCGCCUCCAACGACCCAUGGGUCAUGUCCGCCUGGGCCAAGGCCUCGGGCGUCAAGGACGACAGCAUCCUGUUCCUGAGCGAUACCGAUACCAAGCUUGCGUCCACCUGGGGAUGGGCUGCGGGCGGACGCACUGGGCGCUGGGCUGUUGUGCUGGAGAAUGGGAAGAUCACUUAUGCGGGUAAGGAGGAGGGACAGGGUGUUACUGUUAGUGGUGCUGAGGCGGUGCUUGCUAAGUUGUAAGCGGAGAUACGUGAGCUUUGCGUGGAUUUCGCGGAGGAUGUGGCAUGGCUUUCGUGGAGAGGUAGCAUGGAUUUCAUGGAGAAUUGCGAGAGGUAGAUGAUACAGUGGUGGACGAUUGAGUCUCCGCGAGAAGAUUUCUACAAUAGAGAAUCUCUGCUCUUCAUUCUACUCGUGCAGCUUGUGGUCUAUGAGAUUGUAUCGUUGACGAGAAAAUAGUUCGCUGGCAUUAUGCCUUAUCUCGACCCCGCACCUGGCACAUUUAUCCCACCCACCACCAGCAGCUCGAUCAACACCCAAUUACCCUCCUACCUUAUCCCAGAGCCCCAAAUAAACUUGCCAACCUUCAAUCACUCACCGCCAUAACACUUACUCCCAAUCCCAAGCUCUACGGGUAGUAGCGGUACGCGGCGGGACAGGUGAGUUUGGAAACGUCAUGGCCUUGGCACCCCGUCUAUCCCAGCCGCCGAGGCUGAUUCUCCACGGAUGCCGAUUCUCCGCGGACAGGCGACUUCAAACAAACAAAAUGCAACACAUGAACUAUAAGCAGCCAAAAGGAGAUUUCCAAACCAAUAAACCAAUAGCUAAGUCUUUCGCUCAGAAUAAAUCUCUUCGCCUCGCCGUCCAAUCAAUGUCACACGUUUCAAUUUCGGAUGUUGGAAGGGGGAGUUGGAUGCAUGUUCGGGCUGUCAUAAAGCGGCCGCCGAGAUUCAUCGUUUUUUCCUAACUGGGCACAGCAGUGCACAUUUGAAGAACAACCACAUACAGAAUCUCUACCAGAGAUAGUUGCUGAAUGAAACUGACUUUGAAGUCUCUAUUGAUGGAAACUCAACUAAUGACAAGUCACGCAUGCAUACCUAUGGUAUGGUAUAUCAUUUUUUUUUCGCAAUGGUCAGGGUAUGCGCCUCCUUGCAUUGCAAAGGACAGAGUAUUCUGCUCCUUUCCCUUAAAUAAAUACGAUGGCUCUUUGGGACCAACACAUAUUUCCAAUUGACUACAUCUCCUGAACACGAAAGAUAUCCUCCAUUGAUAAUAGCCUCAUCUCUCAUCGCGACAAUGGAACAGCACGAAAACAUCGUCAACAGCGUGGCUGCUGCAGUCCAAGGCUUCUCAGAACGUGGGAAACCGUACCGCAUCUUUCACGGCUCUAGUAACUCUACUCGUCUGCGCGUCGCGACCAACACCAUCGAUAUCAGCGCCCUAUCCAAUGUAGUUCUAAUCGAUGAGAAGAAGCGCACAGCGCUCGUCGAACCCAACGUCCCCAUGGAUCGCCUCGUUGAAGCAACUCUACCCUACGGCCUCGUCCCCCCCGUUGUCAUGGAAUUCCCCGGCAUCACUGCCGGUGGUGGCUUUUCCGGUACCUCAGGGGAGAGCAGCUCGUUCCGCCACGGGUUCUUCAACGACUCCAUCAUUGAAGUGGAGAUGAUACUGGGGAAUGGCGAGAUUGUCAAGGCAUCGGCCACUGAGCGCCCAGACCUAUUCCAUGGUGCUGCUGGCGCGCUGGGCACCCUCGGCACGGUGACGCUCAUGGAGCUGCGUCUUGUGGAAGCUAAGAAGUUUGUGAAAGCGACGUAUUUACGCCUCAAUGGAGUCUCAGAGGCUAUUGAUCAAGUUCAGAAGGAAACCGGCGACUUGCAGAGCGACUAUGUUGAUGGGAUCCUCUUUUCCAAGUAUCACGGUGUCGUUAUCACCGGUCAGCUAACCAACGACAUACCGGACAACUGCACGCCAACAACCUUCAGCGACGCCGCAGACCCCUGGUUCUAUCUCCACAUCCAGCAAAAGACGGAGAAUCUCGCACCAUUCGCUUCCGUUACGGAGUACAUCCCCUUGGCGGAGUAUCUGUUCCGCUAUGAUCGAGCGGCCUUUUGGGUGGGCCGUCAGGGCUACACUUACUUCAAGUAUAUCCCAUUCAACAGCUUCUUUCGCUGGCUGCUAGACGAUUUCUCGCAUACACGCACGCUAUAUCACGCUCUCCACGCCAGUGGCGUCUCUUCGCAAUUCGUUGUUCAAGACCUCGCUAUUCCGUAUAGCACUGCUAAAGUCUUCAUCGACUUUAUAAGCCAGGAAUUCGGGAUUUGGCCACUCUGGCUUUGUCCGCUGAGAGCUGCGUCAACGCCUACCUUCCACCCGGUUACAUCGGACGGAGACGUGAAGGGAGAGGUCGCAUCUACGAGCGUAUCCAGGCCCAUGCUCAACAUCGGCAUUUGGGGCUGGGGCCCUCAAAACUACGACGAGUUCAUCGAUAAGAAUCGCGCGCUGGAGAAGAAAUUGGAUGAGCUCGGUGGGCGUAAGUGGCUAUACGCGCAAACCUAUUACACCGAGGAGGAGUUUUGGAAGGUCUAUGAUCGCUCCUGGUAUGAAGCACUGAGGUCAAAGUUCAAGGCUACUACUUUGCCUAGUGUGUUUGACAAGGUCAAGGCCGAUAUAGACGGUGGCAGAAGUGAGAAUAAGGGAUGGGCGCAGAGAAUUAGCCAGAUGUGGCCUAUUGGGGGGUUUUAUGGCAUGGUGCUUGCUCUUCGGUCUGGGGACUUUCGUUUGCAUCGAGAUGCGAAGUGGAAAUUACAGUAGUUGGUGGAUUCUGUAGGGCUUGUGCAGAUGGUCGUGAUAUGUAGAACGGUAUAGAUGUGCUAAUGAUAUUAUUAAAUCUUUUUG
Molecule: messenger RNA, 2918 nt
Organism: Pseudogymnoascus verrucosus
Lineage: Eukaryota; Fungi; Ascomycota; Leotiomycetes; Thelebolales; Thelebolaceae
Exons: 1
Coding region: 1320-2834 (504 amino acids)
Biological process (GO): steroid metabolic process
Cellular component (GO): cytoplasm; membrane
Molecular function (GO): Delta24(24-1) sterol reductase activity; FAD binding
Source: RefSeq, a predicted model, not a curated record